AAGGGCUCCGCUGCGAGCCAGGCAGCGGCGAGAGCGGUGAGGCCAGGAGGGCAGCGCGCCCGGCAAUUGGGCAGGUGGGCGCCGCCUUGCGCUCACCUCGACGCCCGCUGUCGACGCCCUGCGACGCAGGCACGCGACGCUGCUGGAAUGCAAGGCGGUCCUUUAGCGAGCGGCGACGCCACGGCGACGGCGACCGACGGCCGGUUGACGCAAUGGCUCGCCCGUCGAAGCUUCGAGAGAUGCGGUGCUCGUCGCUCACAGAUGGGGCCGCUGCCAUGGAGACCCGCCCGUUUGACGUGUCCGCUAGCGCACCGCUUUUCACUCCACGGGCCCGGGGAAGCGCCACACAGACAUCAAUUUCUCCAGGCCGUUCCAGCCUAGUCUCACCGCAGCUUGCAUUCUGAGUUUGGCGGCACCAGCACCGACCAUGGGGGAUUCGCAAAACCUCCGGCGAGCCCUGGUUCUCUAUGGUUCCGAAACAGGCAACGCCCAGGAUGUCGCCGAAGAGAUGGGAAGGCUCGCUGAGCGCCUGCGCUUCGACACGGAAGUCGCAGAACUGAAUGCAGUCAGCCUAAAGCAAUUGCUGCAGCACGACGUCGUUCUGGUCGCCAUCUCCACCACCGGCCAGGGUGAUCUGCCCCCGAACAGCCAGGCCUUUUGGAAGGCGCUGCGCAGUGUCCGACUACGGCCAGGAUGUCUGCAGCGAAUGAAGUUUGCGUCUUUCGGACUUGGAGAUACUUCGUAUCCAAAGUACAACUGGGCACAUCGCAAGCUCUACAAUCGCCUCGUCCAGCUGGGAGCACAGCCAAUAUGUGACCGUGGAGAGUCAGACGAACAGCAUCCUGAAGGUAUUGACGGCUCCUUCCUUCCAUGGACAGCAACUCUACGCAGCAGUCUCCUCCAGGAGUAUCCUCUGCCUGAGGAACUAGAGCCGAUACCGGACGGUGUUUUGCUAGACCCAAAAUGGGUGCUAGACUUCGACAGCGCUGCACCAGCAGAUGCCCAUGCUGCAUCACAGACCAAUGGUAAGGUAGAAGAGAUCCCACCUCAGGACCUGCUCGACAUUCCUGGCGGUCUCACAGCAAAUAUUUCGUCCAACGAAAGAGUAACACCAGAAACACAUUGGCAGGACGUGCGUCACUUAAAACUGGACAUCGAAGGCUCACAUCCCUACCUUCCCGGAGAUGUCUUGACAAUAUAUCCCAAAAACUUUCCGUCGGAUGUUGACCAGCUCCUUGCCGUUAUGGACUGGACGCCUAUCGCUGAUAAGCGUAUAAAGUUCACGCCUUCUUCCUCGUCUGUCUCCCCCACCGCCCGCCUUCCCGUACCCACCUUCUCGUCCACUAGUACUACGACCCUACGACAGCUUCUCACAAAUCACCUUGAUAUCCUAUCUAUUCCACGACGGUCAUUCUUCGCCAAGCUCGCUCACUACACGAGUGACGAGUUCCACCGAGAUCGACUCUUAGAGUUCACGGAUCCAGAGUACAUCGAUGAAUUGUAUGACUAUACCACCCGUCCACGGCGUAGCAUCCUCGAAGUACUGCAAGAAUUUGAAAGUGUGAAGAUCCCUUGGCAACGAGUAUGCGACAUCAUUCCUGCUUUGCGCGGGCGGCAGUUCAGUAUUGCAAGCGCAAUGACUGAAACACCGGGCGCAGAAGGCAAAGACAAAAGCACAAGGGUCGAGUUGCUUAUUGCGAUCGUCAAGUACAAGACAGUGAUAAAAAGGAUCAGACAGGGUGUAGCCACGCGGUACAUCGCCAGCUUCACGCCAGGCCAGCAGAUCACUGUAACUCUCUCACGUGGUGGACUAGGUGCCACUCAUGACGAAUUAGACAGGCCAGUCGUCAUGAUCGGCCCUGGCACAGGUGUAGCACCCAUGCGUGCCCUCACACAGCAGCGGAUACAAUGGCGCAAUGCUAAUGCCCGAUAUCACGAAGCCGCCGCAAAAGAUGUAUUAUUCUUUGGCUGCCGAAAUGCUGAAUCAGAUUACUUCUUCAAGGACGAAUGGAGAUCUCUUAUGGACAGUGGUGCUCCGUUCGAAGUCUUCACUGCUUUUUCUCGAGAUCAGCGGCAGAAGGUCUACGUCCAGGACAUUGUACGCCGACAGAGCGCACUUGUAUAUGAUAUAAUUGCAAACAAGAAUGGAAUAAUAUACAUAUGUGGCUCGUCGGGAAAGAUGCCGCAAGCAGUGCGCGAAGCACUGAUCGAAGGGUUCCAAGAGCACGCGCAGUCGACUAGGGAGGACGCAGAGGCGUAUUUGGUGGCGCUUGAGAAAAUCGGGAGAUAUAGACAAGAGACAUGGUAGUUAGUUUCAUGUCGUGGAACAU
Boeremia exigua is the source of this 2330-nucleotide messenger RNA. RefSeq lists its product as uncharacterized. The coding region runs from base 428 to 2308 and encodes 626 amino acids. Gene Ontology annotation, cellular component: cytosol. Gene Ontology annotation, molecular function: flavin adenine dinucleotide binding; FMN binding; NADPH-hemoprotein reductase activity. The record is from RefSeq and is a predicted model, not a curated record. NCBI's taxonomy places the organism in Eukaryota, Fungi, Ascomycota, Dothideomycetes, Pleosporales, Didymellaceae. The transcript has 4 exons.